Strigops habroptila (Kakapo) is the source of this 1940-nucleotide messenger RNA. It is a transcript of the gene IL15, whose product is annotated as interleukin 15. Gene Ontology annotation, cellular component: extracellular region. Lineage: Eukaryota; Metazoa; Chordata; Aves; Psittaciformes; Psittacidae. Gene Ontology annotation, molecular function: cytokine receptor binding; cytokine activity. The coding region runs from base 638 to 1150 and encodes 170 amino acids. The transcript has 8 exons. Gene Ontology annotation, biological process: positive regulation of immune response; neutrophil activation; positive regulation of cytokine production. The record is from RefSeq and is a predicted model, not a curated record.
UUACAGCAUAAAGCUACAGUGUUUGCUUCUAAGUUAAGCAACUCUUCGGAGCUCUGGUUGGGAAGCAUACACUAAAGCUACAAAGGAGGAAGUGACCGUGCAGAGACAACUGUGCCCUUUCUUCCCUUUAAGGAAGGAUAGGAGGUAGCACGCAUAAAUGUUGCUGUUUGGACCAGCAAUAAGCUGCCUUUCUUGUUUGUCAGUCGCUUGCUUGCCUUCUAAAUCACAGGCAUAUGUGUUUCCCCACGUUUUCGUUUUGUUUUGGUUUUCCCCCCAAGUUUCAAGAUUUCUCAGAAACAGGAAAUCCUUAGUAUCUUCUAUUUGUAGUGAGAAUAAGUUCUGCGUUAUAUUUAGUACAAACAUAGUCCUAUAUUAUUAUAUAACAACUGAAAGUAAAACAGAACGGAGGAGGGGGUGGAGCAUUGCACUAUGUCGUUGUCAUAGUGCAAACUUUAUCCUAACUUCUGUGCCGGCUUGCUGCACAGCUUUUCCGAGACUUGUCCCACAGUCUACUUUCCUGAUCCAGAUUCUGUGCUUCUGAGUAAUGGUUCAGCAGGCAGGAUGCUGGGGAUGGCACAGCCAACACAAAACUCUGCCAGAGCAUUGAGCAGGCUGGAGAGUCAGCUCCUGCAGAUCCAUGGAGGACAAUUACAAGCAGAAAACACACCUGAAAAGUAUUUGUCUGCAAUAUCAGCUGUAUCUUCUUCUGAACAGCCAUUUCUUUUGCCUUUUAAAGAAUGAGAGGGGACUAAUCAUCUUCUUCCUAUGUGCUUAUGUACCAAAGACAGCAGCAGGUCAUUGCAAGUGGGAGGAAGUUCUGAAAGAUUUGGAGCAGAUCAAGACGUCCAAAGACAUUGAUGUCAGUUUAUAUACUGCAGACACAGAUGAGGAUACAGAAUGCCAAGAACCUGUAAUAAGAUGUUUUUUCUUGGAGACAAAUGUGAUUCUUCAAGAAUGUCUUAUCAAAAACUGUAGUAAAACACAGGAUGUAUUAAACAUAUGGAAAAAUGGAAAUGCUAGCUUAGAAAAUAACAAGUUGAAUUCCACAACAUCAGCAAAAUGCAAAGAAUGUGAAGAGUAUGAAGAAAAAAAUUUUACGGAAUUUAUACAGAGUUUUGUAAAGGUUAUACAGAAGGAAUGCAAACACUGACCAAAAGACACAAGCUGGGAACAGGAUUCUUCCACAAGCAUCCUCAGAGAAAUUAGAUUAUUGCCAACAAUAAACUGGAAGGAACAUCACUCACAAUCUUACUUACACAGCAUAACAUGUAAACAAAGAAUAAUAAAAUCCCUGUAUAUUGAAUACAUACAAAUUAUGUUACUUAUGUAUUAUAAAUGAAAGGGAUUUAACAGGGUUUAAAGCUUCUUCUUGGCUUAAAUGUUCUUUAAUAUUUGGUAAGUCCACUGGAAAAGAAAUCCUGUCUAACUUAUCAACCUUGAACAAAAUUCUCUAAGAAGAUCUCAGGGUAUCUAUUUGCAGUAGGAACCUCCUUAUGAACAUCGGUUCAGGGCUAACUGAAUGGGGUUUCAGAGAAAAGUUCUUCUUUUAUUAUUAUUAAUAUUAAUGUAAAAUUAUCAUACCCUGUUGAAGGAUUUGUCUAUAGCUAUUUCUGCUAUUUGAACCUUAUCCCUUUACCAUCUGUACUCCUAGAAGAUCCUAGCUCAUUUCUCACUUCUGUUGCUAGUCAUGUCUGACAGUUUUCCUUGCUAUUUUUGAUUUUUCUAUGAGUAAAGGACAUGAUCAAGACUCUUACUUAAAAAAAAAAAAUCUACAUAGUAGAAAUCCUUCCUAUGUAAUAGUUUGUAAAUUUGGCCUCCUUUUGGGGUAAGCAGGCAGGAAUCACUUUUGACCAAUUAUUGGAAAUCAUCAUAACUGUAUACCUAAGACUCUGGUAGGUCCGAAAUGUUGCACAGUCUUCUUUCAACUCUUCCUAAAGUAA